This is a messenger RNA of Dictyostelium discoideum AX4, 2268 nucleotides long. It is a transcript of the gene grlB, whose product is annotated as G-protein-coupled receptor family 3 protein 2. The transcript has 2 exons. Gene Ontology annotation, biological process: G protein-coupled receptor signaling pathway; sorocarp development. The coding region runs from base 1 to 2268 and encodes 755 amino acids. Lineage: Eukaryota; Evosea; Eumycetozoa; Dictyosteliales; Dictyosteliaceae. Gene Ontology annotation, cellular component: membrane; plasma membrane. Gene Ontology annotation, molecular function: G protein-coupled receptor activity. The record is from RefSeq and is a predicted model, not a curated record.
AUGAAAAAUUUAAUUUCAAUUAUUCUUUUAAUUUUAAUUUUUUUUAAUUAUUCAAAAUUUGUUAAAUCAAAAAAUUGUAAAAUAGCUGUAUUAUUAAGUGGUGACUUUUCAGAUCUUGGAUAUAAUUAUCAAUUUAAUGAAGCAAGAGUAAAGGCAGAAUCAAUAUUAAAAUUAUCUGAUUUUUCAUUAUAUUAUAAAAAUUUGGAUGAAUCUGAAGAACUUUCCGAAGCUUCAUUUAAAGAUGCUAUUGCUCAAGGCGCAAAUUUAAUUGUUGUUGCAUCAAGUGGUCAAACUGAAAUGGGACUCAAAUAUGCUAAACUAUAUAAAGAUUCCGAUAUCUAUUGGAUUAUAAAAACAUCUGCAAGACCAGUUGAUUAUUUACCAAAAGUUGCAGUUUUGGAUUUUAAUACUGAUCGUGCUCAUUUCACACUUGGUUAUUUCGCUGGUAAAAUGUCAAAAACCGGAGUUGUUGGAUUUGUAAGCCCCGGUGCAUAUAUAGCAUCAAAUGGUAAUGCAUUUUAUUUGGGUGCAAAAGAAGCAAGAUCAAACAUUACUUUUGUGACAACAUUCACUGGUUCCUGGUUUAACCCAGAGGUUGCAUAUAAAGCGGCAGAGAUGUUAAUUUCAAAUGGUGCUGAUUUCCUUGGUAUGUCUCAAGAUGAUAUGUCUGUUCAAAAAGCAGUUAUUGAUAGUGGUAGUCUAGGAUUAGGUGUAACUGGUUAUCCAACUCGUUUAAUUUAUGGUAGUGCAAAUAUCGGUUUAUCCUAUAUCACCGAUUGGACUGAUGUAUUUGUAAAAUAUGCUUCUCAUGUCAUAAAUGAUACUUGGCCAGACAGUGAUUACUAUAAAACUUCAUUAAAUCCUGGUGGUUCAUUAUUAUUUGAUGAAUAUAGUUAUCUUGUACCACAAUCAAUUAGAGAUUUAGUAAAUAAUGAAAUUGAAAUUUUAAAAAAUGAUGAUUUCAACCCAUUUAGAUGUAAUCCAAUGUACAUUGACCUCGGAUAUAAAUUAGAUGUUAAUGGUUGUAUUUCAUAUAAUGAAUUUGAAAAAAAUCAACAAGUUUUAAAAGGUGAUAAAUAUUCAAAAACAAUUAGUUUUGGAACUUAUACAAUUCCAAUUGAAUUUGUUGAUUAUUCAAGUUCAAUGAAAUUGGGUAUUACAAUUACAUCAUCAAUUUGUAUAUUUUUAUGUAUUAUAUCAAUUAUUAUAGUAUUGGUAUUUAGAACUGCAAGAAUUAUAAAAUCAGCAAGUCCUGCAUUUUUAUUUUUAAUUUUAAUGGGGUGUAUUUUAAUAUUUAUUGGUUGUAUUAUAUUUUCACAAUCACCAAAUGAAGGAACUUGUAGAGCAAGAGUUUGGUUAUUAAGUAUUGGUUACACUAUUUUCUUGGGUAGUUUAUUAGUAAAGAAUUGGAGAAUUUGGUUACUAUUUGAUAAUCCAAAAUUAAAGAAACGUUCAAUAACAAAUUGGAAAUUGUAUCCAUGGGUAGCUGGUAUAUUAGCUGCUGAUGUAUUGAUAUUAGCAUUUUGGCAAGGUUUGGGUAAUAUUAGAUCAGAGUCUAGAAUUGGUAUUGAUUCAUUAACAAAGUAUCAAUAUACAAAUGUUUGUUCAAGUAAUGAUCAAGGUUCAAUUGCGUUAUAUAUAUUAUUGGUAUUUCAUGGUAUUAAAUUACUAGUGGCAUGUUUUAUUUCAUUUAAAAUUAAAGUUGUAGAUAUUGAUGAAUUUAAUGAAUCAAAACCAAUCGCAUCAAGUGUUUAUAUCAUUACAUUUUGUUUAUUCAUUGUUAUUCCAUUAAUGGUAUCACCACAAUCAGUUACAAGUCAAGUUACAACAAUUUGUGUUUGUGCAAUUGUUACAACUUUAAUUAGUAUAAUAUUACUAUUUGGCAGUAAAUUCUACAAGAUGAUAACUCAAGGUGCCGCAUUAAAUCAAACAUUCGCUUCAAGUUCAAAAUCAUCAAGUUUCUCACAAUCAUUAGAGAAAAAGAAAACUGGCGAAGAAGAUGAUUCAGAAUCAUCAGAAGAAAAUGGUAAAAAAGCAAUAGUCGUAACUCAACAAAGUGUUUUGGCUCAUUUCAGUAGUGAUACUGAAGAUGAUGAAAAUGAAACUCAACAAAUUGAUGAAGAAAAAGAUGAACAAAUUGCUGGAAGUAAUGAAGAUAUCAUACAACCAGAAGAAAACAUUGAAGAAAAUAAUGUAUCAGUAAUUCAAUCAAAAAGAUUAUCAAAUCAAUUAAACGGUGAAGUUGAAAUUGAUUCUAAUAACCUUUAA